Molecule: messenger RNA, 1347 nt
Organism: Saccoglossus kowalevskii
Lineage: Eukaryota; Metazoa; Hemichordata; Enteropneusta; Harrimaniidae
Product: GATAD1-like transcription factor
Biological process (GO): regulation of DNA-templated transcription; chromatin organization
Cellular component (GO): nucleus
Molecular function (GO): sequence-specific DNA binding; zinc ion binding
Source: RefSeq, marked provisional
CUGAAAUCAUAGAAUACUAAAAAAAAAUAGAGUUAGAAGUCUUAUAAGAUUGUUUAAUGCCAAACUCGUCGUGUGUUGCCAUCAUAAUGCCACUAGGAGUCAAACCAUGCUGUGUGACCUGCAAAACUACCAACUCGCAGAUGUGGAGGCGGAGCGUAGAAGGCGAAAUUCAAUGCAAUUCAUGCUCGUUGAAACAACACCCGGCUGCAUUGACAGCUUGUGACAAUGGCGGCGGCAAACCCGUAACGUCGUCAAAAUCCAGUAACGACUCACAGAACGGUAAUAAUCACCAUGGUCGAUUUAGGGAAGGUACGAGGAAAUCAUCGAGAUCAUCUCGGAGUAUGAGGUACAAACAAAUGCUGAAUGCCGGGAAAAGUCACUUGGCAACCAAAGGAAAAAGUCGACGAGUUGUGUUCAAAAGAAAUCCUUUAAAAAGUCCAGAAGCAGUCUCAACAGUAGUUACCAGUAAUAGUAUAUUUUACAGGGGUAUGUACCAUCAAGUAGGUGAUAUAGUAUCCCUGUUAGAUGAAGGAGGUGGAAUCUAUUACGCUCAGAUACGUGGUUUCAUGCAAGAUCAGUAUUGUGAUAAGAGUGCUGUUAUUACAUGGUUACUGCCCUCACAGGCCAGUUCUAAAGAUCACUUUGAUCCUGCCACCUAUGUCUUGGGACCGGAGGAGGAUCUUCCCCGCAAAAUGGAGUACAUGGAAUUCGUUUGUCAUGCGCCAUCUGAUUAUUAUAAAGCCAGAAACACACCGUACGAAGUCAUACCAGUUACGCAUGAUACAGGGUAUAUAUGGACCAGCAUUGCACCAUCCAAACCGCCAUCAACAACAGAAAUAUUCAGUGGUAGUCGCUAGAGUUAAAAUAGAUUUUGUAUUGCUGGAGAACACUGCCCUCUGGAGUUCACAAACAUUUAUUUCAUUGUAUAGCAGACAUGGCAUUCACUUUCAUUUUUUUGUUAAACUUGUAUAUUAAAAUGAGAUUGGAAAUUUUUUUUAUUGUUUUCAUGUAGACCAGAGUUAGCACAAGCAUACGUGAUAAUUUUUUUUAUGAAAUGUUGGCUUGGUGCUUGUUUAAAUAUAAUACCACUAAUUAAGGUUGAAGUCUACUCAUCAUUUUUGACAAAAUUGGUCAUAAAUCGCAUGACAAUGUUCAUUAGUUUAUUAUGUACAAUCAUGAAGCUAAUGUCUUAUGGUACAAUAGCAUUACCAGGUAUUUUAUUUUUUGAAAAUUGCUAUUUUUAGAACAAUUCCAUAGAACACAAUGUUAAGGAAAAAUUGCAUUUUUUGACACUUUAAAACCCAGAUUUUUUAAAUAGUAAAUAAAAGUACUCCUUCAUUAACACAA